Messenger RNA from Pyrenophora tritici-repentis Pt-1C-BFP, 1158 nucleotides. Its product is annotated as Zn-finger protein. Gene Ontology annotation, cellular component: nucleus; cytoplasm. Gene Ontology annotation, molecular function: RNA polymerase II cis-regulatory region sequence-specific DNA binding. The record is from RefSeq and is a predicted model, not a curated record. NCBI's taxonomy places the organism in Eukaryota, Fungi, Ascomycota, Dothideomycetes, Pleosporales, Pleosporaceae.
AUGGCGCCUCUACUGCAAAACGCCUCGCAGCAGGAGGAGCCGCGACAGGAUCUCCCCAGGCCCUACAAGUGCCCUCUCUGCGACAAGGCCUUUCACCGUCUGGAGCACCAGACUCGCCAUAUCCGCACCCACACUGGAGAGAAGCCCCAUGCCUGCACUUUCCCCGGCUGCACAAAACGUUUUUCUCGCUCAGACGAACUCACCCGACACUCGAGGAUACACAACAACCCCAACUCACGGCGGGGCAAGGGCCAGUCACACGCUGCUGCCCACCAGGCUGCUGUUGCUGCCGUCCAAGCUGGCCUCAUGGAGCCCGGAGGUGGCCUUAGCCACAUGAUGCCUCCUCCGUCAAAGCCAAUUUCACGUAGCGCCCCAGGCUCGCAACUUGGCUCUCCCAACGUUUCGCCUCCCCACUCGUUCUCAAACUACUCUCCGAGCAUGGGCAACGAUUUGGCUGCCUACCACACGGGCGGCUUCAAUAGCAACAGCAACAGUCCCAACGGCCUAUCUCGCCCCAUGGACUUGCUUGCAGACGCAGCGUCAAGACUAGAGCAGCGCCCGGGCCACUUCUCCCACUCAAGUAGACAUCACAUUACGAGCGGCUACCACCCGUACGCUAGUCGUCUGCCCGGUCUUUCCCAGUAUGCCUACUCGUCGCAGCCAAUGUCAAGGUCUCACUCGCACGAGGACGACGACCCUUACACACACCGAAUGACGAAAAAGUCAAGACCGGGCUCGCCGAACUCGACUGCCCCGCCAUCGCCCACGUUUUCCCACGAUUCUUGCAGCCCCACGCCUGACCACACUCCCCUUGCAACCCCCGCACACUCACCAAGAUUACGCCCGCAUGGCUUCAAUGACCUCCAGCUACCCCAUUUGCGUCAUCUGAGCCUCAACCAAAAUUUUGUGCCUGCACUCGCGCCAAUGGAGCCGUCGACAGAACGGGAACAACCCUACGUGCCUAGCCAGUCAUCUGGCCUGCGCAUCGGUGAUAUCAUCUCGAAACCCGAGGGUGCCCAACGCAAAUUGCCGGUUCCGCAAGUCCCCAAGGUGGCCGUACAAGACCUCCUGAACGGCCCUAGCAACAGCGGCUUCUCGUCCGGCAACUCAUCGACGACGGCCUCCAUGGUCGGCGAAGAUCUCUCGCACCGCAACUAG